CCGAGGGAAGCGAUGCGGGGGAGGGACCCCGCGGCGGCGGCAGGAGAACAUCCGCCGCCUGCCUCUCCGCCCCGGCGGGGGCCAGAGCCUGGGAAAGGGACGGCCCCGGUGGGCGGGCUGCGGAGCGGGCUGUGCUGGGACCCUCCUUUUGUCUGUGCCGAAAGCACCCGCGCUUAAUGACCAGUGGUUUAAAUAGUGCUGCGCCUCCUUGAGUACUUUCCAGAUGUCCGUCCUUUCCUGGAUGUGAGAAACAGCUCUGUCCCCAUGAGGAGGCUGAGCAGUGGAGCAGGACUGACUUCCAUGAUGCUGAGAGGAGUUGCUCACGGUGCAAAAGACACAUUCACUCUUCUGUUGACAAGAUCUCCGAGCUGUAACCCAGGCCUGAAGUUUUCAUCAGCGUGGCCUGAUGUAGCAAACAGAGGCUUCCUGAUACAUUCCAGUUACACAACUGAUACCAAGUCAGGAGGGGAAAAUAAAAAAACCCUCGAGAAUCUCUACAGUUUGUCAGUUGACAUCACGAAGAUACGCAGACUGAAGGAAUGGGUCCUUCUCCAGGACGUGGCCUAUGUUAAAGAAAUCGCUGGUAUUUUACAGGAGAUGGGAGCAGAUGAGACCACUGUAGCCAGCAUUAUAGAACGCUGCCCCGAGGCAGUUCUCCACACCCCAGCAGAGAUAAAUUCUCAAAGAGCUUUAUGGCAAUUAGUGUGCCAGAAUGAAAAACAGCUGAUUAAAUUAAUAGAGCAAUUUCCAGAGUCUUUUUUUACUACUGAGUAUCAGCAGAACCAGAAGGCAAACAUACUGUUUUUUCAAGAGCUGGGACUUAAGAAUAAUAUAAUCACCAGGUUCUUGACGAGUGCACCCAAUAUUUUCUAUAGUCCUGUUGAGAAAAACAAAAAUGUGAUAGAGACAUUACAAAGAAAUUAUUUAAAUUUGGGGGGUUCUGAAGCAAAUAUGAAGAUCUGGAUACUGAAGCUAUUGAGCCAAAAUCCAUUUAUUUUAUUAAAUACUUCCACUGCAAUCCAGGAGAACUUGGACUUUCUCCAAAAGAAUGAUUUCACUGACCAGGAAGUUCUACAGCUGCUGUCCAAACUUAAAGGCUUCAUUUUUCAACUUAAUUCUACCACUAUGCAGAAGAGUAUGCUUUUCUCCAAAAACAUCUUCAAGUGCAGUGAUCAAGAACUAAAACAACUAGUGCUGAAAUGCCCGGCCCUUCUCUACUAUUCUGUUCCAGUUCUGGAAGAAAGACUUGAAGGACUGCUGAAGGAAGGAAUUUCUAUAGCACAGAUAAGAGAGACACCAAUGGUGCUGGAACUGACAACACAAAUCGUUCAGUACCGAAUUAAAAAGCUCUCUGCCUUGGGGUAUGAUAUAAAGAGUGGAAAUCUAGAAAGUUUGAAUGGUACUAAAAAAGACUUUGAAGUCACUUAUGGUAAGAUACAAUCAAAGAAGGAGAGACCAAUUUUUAAUCCUGUUGCUCCUCUACACAUUGAAGAUUAAUUUGAACGCUGUACUUCAAGUUAUGCAACAGCAAAUUAAAAGGGAAAUUAAUUCUUUGAAGAGAGGGAGCAAAAGCAGUCUUAAAACUGUAGUCUUACACUGUACUUUGUUCAGGAGGGGGGUCUGAGGUACAACUUCAUUAUACAAUCAUGGUAUUGUAAUACUUUAAAAUAUCAUCAUAGAAGUUACAGUUAGGAUAAAGGUUGCCUUUUUCUAAGAGUACCUCAGAUGUGACAUUUUCUUACCUGACAGGGCAUUAACUGCCUUAGAUUUUCAGCUCUGCCACUGCACAGUCCAGCCUGUGGUAGUGAUUAGCACAGUUUUUAUCUGAGGAAGACAAAAGGAGGAUUAUUUUUCCAGCACUGUUCAUCAGUCGGCUGGUUCGCUGUCUUCAGGAAACACCCUUGGAGUUCUUUUCCUUAUUGCUGAAGUAGCUCUAGCUCCUGGAUCCUGACCUGCAACAAACUCGAUUUCUUGGACAGCAAAGCCCUGUCCUAACAGGGGCUGGACAUAAUAUUAUUUUAUUCAUUGAAACCCUAGUAUCUUUGUGUACAAACCAUAAUGCAAAGAAACUACAAGAUGAUAACCUUUAUAUUUCCGAGACUUCAAAAUUUACUUAUUUUUUCAAAUUGUUUGUGAGAGGAAGAAAUACAUUUAUUGCUAUUGCAUAGUUCUUAAUCUCUUCUAGCAAGGUUUGGCAACAAGGAAGAUUAGGGAGAGACUCAAGUCUCAAAUGAUGGUAGGAGAAAAGUCAUGCUUUUCUACUAGGUGCAACAAAACUCUAGUCUGUAAACUACUGGUGGUUGAACAUGACUACCAGAUUUGCAAACAGCUGCAACAGUUUCUAAAUAUAUGGGUGACACUGCUUCUAAGAUAACACCAUAUGACAAUUGGUAACAAGUGCUGGCUUUCAAAAUAGCAACUAUCAGACAGCGUUUAAUUCUCAGGGGAUUUGAUUUCUUCUCAUUUAUGGGCUGUGAAUGAUAAUAUAAAACAGUAGCAUCACUGACAAUCAUCUCAAUAGGAUUAGGAUCAGUGAUUUUGUUUCGCAGACUUUCCUAAGCAGCUAUUCCACACACAUUCCCUCUUGACAGCCAGCUACACACCACCCUCCCUCCAGGCAUUCUUCAAGGUCAUUUUUAUCAGACAUUUUGGCAGCAAGUCCGGGCCUCCAUUUCUUAAAAUGCGGUUUGUAAUUGCUGAAGGAAGCUGGUAUUGAAUUACUGGUCCGGAGGGUGGGCUGCAAGAUGAUGCUUUUUUAUAGUCUGCCACGUUGUCUGCUGUGCACUGGGGAGGGGCUGGGAACACCUGGUAGGAGCAGUGCAAAGAUGCCAACAGCUGAAGGUCUGACACCGAGCUCUCUGCAGGCGUUUCUGGGGGGAAAUGCCGCUCCUGCAGAGCGCGUGCGACACUGGCAGCAGCUCAAGAACGGGACACAUCACAGCAUGAAGAAAGUCAGGCUGUGGUGCCAGGCUCUGUCUAUGCUGACUCUUUCAAAAUUCGUUGUUUUUUAAGAGGAAACUAGGAAGAUAGCUGUAUUAAAAAUUCACAGAACUUGCCUUUGUCGCUUUCUGACUGUCUUUCUCUGCUCAGCCAUUAAGCAGACCAGAAUUUUAUCUAAAUUUAAAAGCCUCCUUCCCUUCAGACACAAAGGGGCAUUUCAGCACUCCAAAGCCCUUCUAACACAACCUGUAACUGAGCCAGAGACCUGAUUGGUAGCUUAGGAGGAAAUGGAAACCAAGACAUGCAACAGUGUUUUCCCUUAAUAUUUAGUUUUAGCAUUUCUACAGGUACCUGUUUUUACAAAGUUCUUGAAACAACUUAUUCCCAUCACUUAAAUUAUUUCCCGUGGCAACAGAACAGGAAAAGGAUGUAUUUCCUUAAUUAAGUCACAGCCUGAGUUACCACAAACUCAUUUUGCAUUCUGAAUGUUUCAAUUUCUUUUCCCCUUUCAAAAUAAAAGCAUUUGCCAGAAUGCUCUUCUUCUCUACUACCAGAUGAAAAUUCAGUCAAUCCUUCAUUCCUAACUCUGUCCUGGGACCUGUUUCUCUAUUCUUCACAGGAUUCAUUUACAAUAAAACCUCAGGAAAUUCCCAGUCACCAAAACACUGUAUUGCUGAAAUCCUUGUCCUGUUACUCAGAGUGACUGUGGACCAGCCUGUGAGUAAGCCUUUCACUACCUAGAGAGCAGUCAGGCAUACAGGCUGCCUUCAAAAACAUUUCCCCUUUUGGAACAGGGACUGGGAAAAGCAAAGUGAAAUAAAGCUACCACAAAAACAAUCCCAAGACAAAAGAACAACCUCACUCCCCCAGACGUCAGUUCCAUAUUCCAUUCAACUCACUAUGAUCUUAAAACUGGACAUUCCCAAGCAUCCUUGAUCAGGGGGAAAGAAAAUUAGUGCAAAGGAUUUUGUGCUGUGUCUGUGCAUAGCUUACACACUGAAGUUACAGCUUUUGUUAAGAGCUGGUUGGUGCUAAGUAUAGAGACAAACAGAAGACACUCUGGAUCAUGGUACUGUGGGAAGAUUUAUACCUAAGUAUGCCUUUCUCCACAAAACUAAGGAAGCUUUCAAAUGUCUGAAACAGCAACAAUUUAAUGUUUCACAGGUGCCAGGACAGAAUUGGAACAAGUUUUUAAGAUGAAGCAAGUUUCAUAAGUGAAUAGAAAACACACAGGAUACAGGACAAAGCUCUUUGAAAACUAAAUCCAUAUGCCAUGUAAAAGUUUCAGUUUACAAGACUCAAAAUAAUAGCUACAGGAUAUGUUAAGAACAAAACAUAAUGGAGUGUUGGCAACUCCUUACAUACCUAACAAUUGCUUAUCUCAGACCACACUUAUUUUGCUGCAAGUUUCAUA
Molecule: messenger RNA, 4354 nt
Organism: Passer domesticus (house sparrow)
Lineage: Eukaryota; Metazoa; Chordata; Aves; Passeriformes; Passeridae
Gene: MTERF2
Product: mitochondrial transcription termination factor 2
Exons: 2
Coding region: 265-1497 (410 amino acids)
Biological process (GO): regulation of DNA-templated transcription; termination of mitochondrial transcription
Cellular component (GO): mitochondrial matrix
Molecular function (GO): double-stranded DNA binding
Source: RefSeq, a predicted model, not a curated record